CAAAAUAAUUUUAUUUGUGUAUUUGUUUUAUUCGUUAAUUGAGUCUUCUGUUUUUAUGUAAAUCGAGACACGUUAACUAAAUUAAACAGUAAAAAGUUUCUUGUAUUUCAGUGUGCCUAAUGUGCAGCUCCAUAAAGAUUGAAUAAAUCAUGGUAGACAAAGAAGCAAGCAAUGAUGGAGACUUUUCAUCCAGACGCAGUCAUUUUCAGAGUCAGAAAUCAAACACAUCAGAGUCCAACCCUGAGAUUACGCCAGAAGACUUGUCGGCAAAGAAACUUAUCAAAAUGUUUGAAAAACGCACACCAGAUAAUCAGAGCAAAUUCAACAAUCAGAAAUCAAACACAGCAAAGUCCAUAAGAAGUGACCGAUCGAUACAAAACCCAGUCAAAAUUAAGGAGAUACGCACACCAGCUGAUCUGAGCAGUCAGAGAUCAAACCCACCAGAGUCCAGCUCUGUGUCUAUGAAGAGUGACCAGUCAACGCUAGAGCCUGAAAAAGUUGAUGGAGGACACACAUCGACUGGUAUAAGCAGUCAGAGAUCAAACCCACCAAAACCAAUGCCCAGGUCUAUAAAGAGUGACCAGUCAACGCCAGAGCUUGACAAAGUUGAUGGAGGACACACAUCGACUGCUCUAAGCAGUCAGAGAUCAAACCCACCAGAUCCAAAGCCCAGGUCUAUAAAGAGUGACCAGUCAACGCCAGAGCCUGACAAAGUUGAUGGAGGACACACAUCGACUGGUCUAAGCAGUCAGAGAUCAAACCCACCAGAGUCCAGCUCUGUGUCUAUGAAGAGUGACCAGUCAACGCUAGAGCCUGACAAAGUUGAUGGAGGACACACAUCGACUGGUCUAAGCAGUCAGAGAUCAAACCCACCAGAGUCCAGCUCUGUGUCUAUGAAGAGUGACCAGUCAACGCUAGAGCCUGAAAAAGUUGAUGGAGGACACACAUCGACUGGAAUAGGCUGUCAGAGAUCAAACCCACCAGAUCCAAAGCCCAGGUCUAUAAAGAGUGACCAGUCAACGCUAGAGCCUGACAAAGUUGAUGGAGGACACACAUCGACUGGUCUAAGCAGUCAGAGAUCAAACCCACCAGAGUCCAGCUCUGUGUCUAUGAAGAGUGACCAGUCAACGCUAGAGCCUGACAAAGUUGAUGGAGGACACACAUCGACUGGUAUAAGCAGUCAGAGAUCAAACCCACCAGAGUCCAGCUCUGUGUCUAUGAAGAGUGACCAGUCAACGCUAGAGCCUGAAAAAGUUGAUGGAGGACACACAUCGACUGGAAUAAGCAGUCAGAGAUCAAACCCACCAGAGUCCAGCUUAGUGUCUUUGAAGAGUGACCAGUCAACGCUAGAGCCUGACAAAGUUGAUGGAGGACACACAUCGACUGGUAUAAGCAGUCAGAGAUCAAACCCACCAGAGUCCAGCUCUGUGUCUAUGAAGAGUGACCAGUCAAUGCCAGAGCCUAUCAAAUUUGAUGGAGGACACACACCGACUGGUCUAAGUGAAACAUCAACGAAUGACCAGUUUAUGAACAAGCAAGUGAAAAUUAAGAGAAGACACACACUGACUGGUCUAAGCAAAACAUCAAUUAACUACCAGUUUAUGGAAAAGCAACUGAAAACUGAGAGAAGACACACAUCGACUGGUCUAAGUCUCAAUUCUAAACUGUUUGAAAAUCUAUUAAAAUCAAACCUGCUGAAGAAGUUUCAGUGCGUGUCUGAAGGAACAUCAAUACUGGGAAACCCAACACUCCUGAAUGAGAUUUACACAGAGCUCUACAUCACAGAGAGUGACAGUGGAGAGAUCAAUAAUGAACAUGAGCUGAGACAGAUUGAGACACAAUCCAGAAGAUCAGCAAAAGAGGACACACCGAUCCAAUGCAGAGACAUCUUUACACCUUUACCUGGACAAGACAAAGCCAUCAGAACUGUGCUGACCAAGGGAGUCGCUGGCAUUGGGAAAACUGUCUCUGUGCAGAAGUUCAUUGUGGACUGGGCUGAAAAGAAUAAGAAUCAGGACAUCCAGCUCAUAUUUCCCCUUCCUUUCAGAGAGAUCAACCUGAUGAAGGACAGAACACUCAGUCUGUCAGAUCUGCUGCAAGUGUUUUUCCCUGAAACUAAAGAAAUGGAAAUAUCCAGUGAACAUUAUAAAGUGUUGUUCAUCUUUGAUGGUCUGGAUGAGUGUCGAGUGUCUCUGGACUUUGACAGUGGUGUGAAACUGCAUGAUGUCUCUGAAUCCGCCUCAGUGGACGUGCUGCUGAUGAACCUCAUAAUGGGGAAUCUGCUUCCCUCUGCUCUCAUCUGGAUCACCUCCAGACCGGCAGCAGCAGAUCUCAUUCCCUCUGGGUUUGUCCAUCGAGUGACAGAGGUACGAGGCUUCAAUGACCCUCAGAAGGAGGAAUACUUCAGGAAGAGAAUCAGAGAUCAGAGUCUGGCCGAUACAAUCAUCUCACACCUGAAGUCCUCCAGGAGCCUCCACAUCAUGUGCCACAUCCCAGUGUUCUGCUGGAUCUCAGCCACGGUUCUGGAGAAGAUCUUCAGUCAAGCAGAGAGAGGAGAGAUUCCCAAGACUCUCACUCAAAUGUACACACACUUCCUGAUCAUGCAGACCAACAUCAGACAUGAGAAGGACUAUGAGGAGGAAGAUAAAGACAUGAUCCUCAAACUGGGGAAACUGGCUUUUGAGCAGCUUCAGAAAGGCAACCUGAUCUUCUAUGAGGAAGACCUGAGAGAGUGUGGCCUUGAUCUGACAGAAGCAGCAGUUUACUCAGGAUUGUGCACUCAGAUCUUCAGAGAGGAGUUUGGCUUCAGUCAGAGUAAAGUUUUCUGCUUUGUUCAUCUGAGCAUCCAGGAACAUCUCGCAGCUCUAUAUGCUCAUCACUUUUUAACAAACAACUGCUUAAAUAAGCACUGGAAGACAUUUAAUCCAUUAUCUUUUCUGCAUCAGAGAGCUGUGAAUGAAGCUUUACAGAGUAAGAAUGGACAUCUGGAUCUUUUCCUGCGUUUUCUUCUGGGCCUUUCAUUGGAAUUUAAUCAGACUCUCUUACAAGAACUACUGACACAGACAGGAAGCUGCUCCUACAACACAGAGGAAACAGUUCAGUUCAUCAAGCAGAAGAUCAGGGAGAUUAACUCUCCAGAGAGAUCCAUCAAUCUGUUCCACUGCCUGAAUGAACUGGGUGAUCAAUCACUGAUGAAGGAGAUCCAGAAUUAUCUGAGAUCUGGAGAAAUAAAAGAAACCAAACUCUCCUCUUCUCAGUGGUCAGCUCUGGUUUAUGUGUUGCUGACAUCAGAGCAGGAGAUGGAGGAUUUCGAUCUAAAUCAGUUUAUUGGAACCCAAAACACAGCAGAUGAAGUUCUUCAGAAGCUGCAGCCUGUGGUGAAAGAAUCCAGAUCAGUUCAGUUGAGUGGUUGUAGCGUCACAGAUAAAGGUUGUGCUGCUCUGGCUUUAGUUCUGAGAUCAGACUCUUCACACCUGAGAGAACUGGAUCUGUCUGAAAAUAAUCUAAGAGAUUCAGGAGUGAAGCUGCUCUCUGAUGGACUGAAGGAUCCUCACUGUAAACUGGAGAAACUGAGGUUGAGUGAUUGUGGAGUCACAGAUGAAGGUUGUGCUGCUCUGGCUUCAGCUCUGAGAUCAAACUCUACACACCUGACUGAACUGGAUCUGUCUCUGAAUAAUCUAGAAGACUCAGGAGUGAAGCUGCUCUCUGAUGGACUAAAGGAUCCUCACUGUAAACUGGAGAUACUGAGGUUGAGUGAUUGUGGAGUCACAGUUGAAGGUUGUGCUGAUCUGGCUUCAGCUCUGAGAUCAAACUCUACACACCUGAGAGAACUGGAUCUGACUUUGAAUAAUCUAGAAGACUCUGGUGUGAAUCUGCUCUCUGCUGGACUGAAGGAUCCUCACUGUAAACUGGAGAAACUGAGGUUGAGUGAUUGUGGAUUCACAGAUGAAGGUUGUGCAGAUCUGGCUUCAGCUCUGAGAUCAAACUCUACACACCUGACUGAACUGGAUCUGUCACUAAAUAAUUUUGGAGACUCUGGAGUGAAGCUGCUCUCUGAUGGACUGAAGGAUCCUCACUGUAAAUUGGAGAAACUGAGGUUGAGUUAUUGUAGAGUCAGAGCUGAAGGUGGUGUUGCUCUGGCUUCAGCUCUGAGAUCAAACCCUGAACACCUGAGAGAACUGGAUCUGUCUGAAAAUAAACUAGGAAAUUCAGGAGUGAAGAUGCUGUCUGAACUGAAGAAUGAUUCACGUUAUAAACUGGACACACUUAAGUUUUAGGUUUUCUGGCUGUCUCUGGAUCAGCUAAUGGUGAAUAAAGAGUCACGUCAGUCACAUUCAACAGAACUGACAGACACAAACCCACAGUGGUCAUCACACACACAUGAUCCAGUGCUUAAAUCAAGAGUUUUCUUAUUCUUGUAUUCAUAGUAGACAUUAUAUACAAAAUUAAGUUUAAAUAAAGUACGUUUUACUGCA
Danio rerio (zebrafish) is the source of this 4475-nucleotide messenger RNA. Lineage: Eukaryota; Metazoa; Chordata; Actinopteri; Cypriniformes; Danionidae. The record is from RefSeq and is a predicted model, not a curated record.